GUCUCUGGUGGCUAUUCUCUUUCCGUGGCUAUAGUGGCUAGAGUCGUUGGACUUGUCUCAACUUGACACUUGGAACAGUGGAAUGAUUGUUGACGCAUUUAGCUCCCAGAAACGUCACCCCCAUCCCUCCCCAUAUUUUGGACGGGGCCAAAGACUCGACCCAACCCGCAUAACACCCAAAACCCCAACCUUAGGAUGCGCAUCCCUGACCAUCAUGGCGACUUGGUACCCUGCAGCGGUGGUUUGGUUGGAGCUUCAUCACUUGCCGCCUUUAUUAUCUGAUUUCUGCUCCUCUGAUUUUGCUUUAUUCGUGUCUCCAAAAUUUCACUCUCUAUUGCUUUGGUUUCACAUAGCUUACAAUAUUCAUUUUCUUUUCCUUUUCGCGUUCUCUAUUAGUUUCAGCGAUUGGCUCAGAAUACGAUCACAUGUUUCAGAGCUGGUUCCCAAGAGAGCGCCCUUUCCUGACCUGAUUUACCUUAGAUUCGAGGUCUCCACAAUGCUGCUCCAUGGCCACUACUUUCAGAAAUGCGAUCUCCAUCAUUUCCAGCCUUUGACCACUUCACCUUGUCCAUUGCCAUGCCCAUUUGUCGUUCGCCAUUGCCCAUCCUUGUUCGAGACACUUCUUUCCUUCACCGCGUUGGCCAGUGUACAAGGCACAACACAGAUUCCUCUUUAAAGAGAAGAGAUUUGAUCCUCAGCAAGUCGUAGCCAUUGCAAGGAAGACGGAGGACGAUUUCGUGGUGAGUACGGUGAUUAAAGGUUGAAGAUGAAAAACUGAAAAACAUAUGCAAUAGA
Molecule: messenger RNA, 795 nt
Organism: Arachis duranensis
Lineage: Eukaryota; Viridiplantae; Streptophyta; Magnoliopsida; Fabales; Fabaceae
Exons: 2
Coding region: 83-676 (197 amino acids)
Source: RefSeq, a predicted model, not a curated record